AUGGCGAUCUUUGAGAAUCGAUGUCUUGUUUUACCAGAAUUGAUCGGAGUAAGGGGCUGCCAACGUCGACCUCUGCCCGCUGAGCAUACAGAAAGUUUUGAAUUUCAAUCCCACACAGACAGCGAUACAAAGUCAGUUCUUGAGACAUCAUUUGUGGUCAAUUUAAAAUCAAAACCCGAUGAAAUUGUAGAAAUAGCUUGUCGCGCUCGAAAUGGCGCAAAAACGCGAUUUCAGUACCGUUGGCACACAUCACAGUGUCGGUAUGGACAGAAGUUGAACUUUGGCGAAAAAGGUCAGCUCAAAAUUAUUACUCCAUUAAGAGGCGGGAAAUUAUUAGCAGUGUGGAAGGCACACAGCUACAUAGUCAAUACCCUCAAGGAAGCCGUUGAAAGAUUACGCAACCUGGAUCUGAGCACUCCGAACGACACUCAGCACUACGAAUACAUGAGCGAUGAGAAAGAAAAAUAUAGCCCAAUACACGUACUGGUCAUAAACUCGGCACCCCACAAGCCGGGAACGUCAGCCACACCAGUCAUGAGAAUCACGGGUAGCGGGGAGGACAAUGAGGUAGCAUCGCAACAAGUCAGCCCCCCGGUACUCUCAUCAGUGAGCAGUGCAAACACUGAUCAAAGGUUGUAUCGCUGUACACAAAUUCAUUGUAACGAGAGCUUCAAAUGCCUCGCUGAUCAUGAUGUCCACGAGAGAGGGCAUCCUCUGCAGCCUCCUCAAUAUUCUUGCACCAUUGAGGAGUAUCCCAGGAUAGGUUCCAAAGGAUUCUACAGCGAGGAUAAGUUGUCUGAUCACAUCAAGCGGGAACAUGGUAUGUCCCAGGAUCUGACUGAACGCAUUUCUAGAUGA
Molecule: messenger RNA, 858 nt
Organism: Glarea lozoyensis ATCC 20868
Lineage: Eukaryota; Fungi; Ascomycota; Leotiomycetes; Helotiales; Helotiaceae
Exons: 1
Coding region: 1-858 (285 amino acids)
Source: RefSeq, a predicted model, not a curated record